This is a messenger RNA of Lepus europaeus (European hare), 6693 nucleotides long. RefSeq names its product mitogen-activated protein kinase binding protein 1 (gene MAPKBP1). NCBI's taxonomy places the organism in Eukaryota, Metazoa, Chordata, Mammalia, Lagomorpha, Leporidae. The transcript has 31 exons. Gene Ontology annotation, molecular function: protein binding. Bases 189 to 4673 code for a protein of 1494 amino acids. The record is from RefSeq and is a predicted model, not a curated record.
UCGUGCCACCAUAGCUGCUGCUGCCGCUACCGCGGCGGAGCUGAAAUCGCCGAACGCGAUGCCUGAGGGCGCCGUGAGCGGGGCGGCCCUCGCGCCCAGGGGCUGGCCAGUGAGAGAGCAUGCUGGAGGGUCCUGUGGAGUGAGAAGGCAGUGCCACUGUUGAGACAAGUCCCAAAGGGGCCCUCACCAUGAUGGCUGUGGAAGGAUCAACCAUUACCAGCCGGAUCAAGAAUCUGCUGCGAUCCCCAUCCAUCAAACUACGCAGGAGUAAGGCAGGAAACCGGCGAGAGGACCUCAGCUCCAAGGUGACCUUGGAGAAGGUGCUGGGAAUAACAGUGUCUGGAGGCAGAGGACUUGCCUGUGACCCCCGAUCAGGUUUAGUUGCCUAUCCUGCUGGGUGUGUGGUCGUGUUGUUCAAUCCCCGCAAACACAAGCAGCACCACAUCCUCAACAGUUCCAGGAAAACCAUCACUGCUCUUGCCUUCUCCCCUGAUGGCAAGUACCUGGUCACUGGAGAGAGUGGGCACAUGCCCGCUGUGCGUGUUUGGGACGUGGCUGAGCACAGCCAGGUGGCAGAGCUGCAGGAGCAUAAGUAUGGGGUGGCUUGUGUGGCCUUCUCCCCUAGCGCCAAGUACAUUGUCUCCGUGGGCUACCAGCACGACAUGAUCGUCAAUGUUUGGGCCUGGAAGAAAAACAUUGUGGUGGCUUCUAACAAGGUGUCCAGUCGGGUGACAGCAGUGUCCUUCUCUGAAGAUUGCAGCUACUUUGUCACUGCAGGCAACCGGCACAUCAAAUUCUGGUACCUUGAUGACAGCAAGACCUCAAAGGUGAAUGCCACUGUGCCCCUGCUGGGCCGCUCAGGGCUGCUGGGGGAGCUCCGGAACAACCUGUUCACCGACGUGGCCUGUGGCCGAGGGAAGAAGGCGGACAGCACCUUCUGCAUCACUUCCUCGGGGCUGCUGUGCGAGUUCAGUGACCGGAGGCUUUUGGACAAGUGGGUGGAGCUGAGAACCACAGUGGCCCACUGUAUCUCCGUGAGCCAAGACUACAUCUUCUGUGGCUGUGCUGAUGGCACCGUGCGCCUAUUCAACCCCUCAAACCUGCACUUCCUCAGCACCCUACCCCGGCCACAUGCCCUGGGGACAGACAUUGCCAGCGUCACUGAGGCCAGUCGCCUCUUCUCUGGAGUGGCCAAUGCCAGGUAUCCAGACACCAUUGCCUUGACCUUUGAUCCUACAAAUCAGUGGCUGUCUUGUGUGUACAACGACCACAGCAUUUAUGUUUGGGAUGUGAGGGACCCCAAGAAAGUGGGCAAGGUGUACUCAGCCCUGUAUCACUCCUCCUGCGUGUGGAGUGUGGAGGUCUACCCUGAGGUGAAGGACAGUAACCAGGCCUGCCUGCCUCCCAGUUCCUUUAUUACCUGUUCCUCAGACAACACCAUCCGCUUGUGGAACACAGAGAGCUCCGGGGUGCAUGGCUCCACGCUGCACCGAAACAUCCUCAGCAAUGACCUCAUUAAGAUCAUCUAUGUGGACGGGAACACGCAGGCCCUGCUGGACACUGAGCUGCCUGGAGGAGACAAAGCUGAUGGCUCCCUCAUGGAUCCCCGUGUGGGCAUCCGCUCUGUGUGCAUCAGCCCCAAUGGACAGCAUCUGGCUUCAGGGGAUCGAAUGGGCACACUCAGGGUGCAUGAGCUUCAGUCGCUGAGUGAGAUGCUGAAGGUGGAAGCCCAUGACUCAGAGAUUCUGUGCCUGGAGUACUCUAAGCCAGACACAGGUCUGAAGCUGCUAGCGUCGGCGAGCCGGGACCGGCUGAUCCACGUGCUGGACGCUGGGCGGGAGUAUAGCCUACAGCAGACGCUGGAUGAGCACUCUUCCUCCAUCACUGCUGUCAAGUUUGCAGCCAGCGAUGGGCAAGUCCGCAUGAUCAGCUGUGGAGCAGACAAGAGCAUCUACUUCCGCACCGCACAGAAGUCUGGAGACGGUGUGCAGUUUACACGGACACACCAUGUGGUACGGAAGACCACCCUGUAUGACAUGGACGUGGAGCCCAGCUGGAAGUACACGGCCAUUGGCUGCCAGGACCGAAAUAUUCGGAUCUUUAACAUCAGCAGUGGGAAGCAGAAGAAGCUGUUUAAAGGGUCCCAGGGUGAGGAUGGCACUCUCAUUAAGGUGCAGACGGACCCCUCGGGGAUCUACAUUGCCACUAGCUGUUCUGACAAGAACCUUUCCAUUUUUGACUUCUCCUCAGGCGAGUGUGUGGCCACCAUGUUUGGCCACUCAGAGAUUGUCACUGGCAUGAAAUUUAGCAAUGACUGCAAACACCUCAUCUCUGUGUCAGGGGACAGCUGCAUAUUUGUUUGGCGCCUGAGCUCGGAGAUGACCAUCAGCAUGAGGCAGCGUCUGGCUGAGCUGCGGCAGCGUCAGCGAGGGGGCAAGCAGCAGGGACCCUCUUCUCCCCAGAGGGAUUCUGGAUCCAAGCGGUGUCAGGCCCCAUCGAUGCUGUCUGCUGGGCCUGCUCUCUCAUCAGACAGUGACAAGGAUGGAGAAGAUGAUGGUAAUGAGGAAGAAGAACUCCCAGCUCUGCCCGUGCUUUCCAAGAUUACCAAGAAGGAGCCAGCUGCGGUCCCCAGUCCAGUGCUGCCCCGAAGCCUGUCCCACUGGGAGAUGAGUCGGGCACAGGAGCCAGUGGAGUUUCUGGACCCAGCUCCCGCAGCCAACCCUGGACCCAGGAGAAGGGGGCGCUGGGCUCAGCCAGGUGUGGAGCUGAGUGUCCACUCCAUGCUGGACUUACGGCAGCUGGAGACACUGGCCCCAAGCCCUCGGGCCCCCAGCCAGGAUUCGCUGGCCACGAGCCCAGCUGGUCCUGGGAGGCACGAUCAGAAGGACUCUGAGAUCGCACAUGCUAGCCAGGUUGAAAAGGCCCCCCGGCCUCAGGCUUCCCAACCCUGUUCGUGCCCCCACAUUAUCCGAUUGUUGUCACAAGAGGAAGGGGUCUUUGCUCAAGAUCUGGAGCCUGCACCCAUUGAAGAUGGUAUUGUCUACCCAGAGCCAAGUGACGGCCCCACCAUGGAUACCAGUGAGUUCCAGGUGCAGGCUCCAGCCCGAGGAACCCUGGGAAGAGUCUACUCAGGCAGCAGGGGCUCCGAGAAGCACAGCCCUGACAGCGCCUGCUCGGUGGAUUAUAGCAGCAGCCGCCUUUCCAGCCCCGAGCACCCCAAUGAAGACUCCGAGAGCACAGAGCCCCUGAGUGUGGAUGGCAUCUCCUCAGACCUUGAAGAGCCAGCUGAGGGUGACGAAGAAGAGGAGGAAGAGGAGGGAGGCACUGGCCCCUACGGGCUGCAGGAAGGCAGCCCCCAUACCCCGGACCAGGAGCAGUUUCUGAAACAGCACUUUGAGACUCUGGCCAGUGGGGCUGCUCCAGGGGGCCCAGUUCGGGUGCCAGAGAGGACAGAGUCUCGGAGCAUCUCGUCCCGAUUCCUGUUACAAGUGCAGACUCCCCCACUCAGGGGACCGUCGUCCUCCUCAAGUCUGCCACUGAUGUCCAGACCAGUCCAGAUGGCACAGGCGCCUAGUGAGCAGCUGAGAGGCAGUGCUGCCAACCCCCCUGGAGCACCUCCAGAAAUGGAGCCCUCCCCUGGCAACCCUCGCCCUGAGCAGGCAGGCCCUGUGAUGUUGCCACGACGCCGUCACAACCCUGACAGCAGCCGGGCCCCCAGGAGAGUAGCUGCAGCCGGCUCCUUACCUGGACUGCAGAAAGCCCAGUCUGUGCAGAGUCUGGUGCCGCAGGGUGAAGAGCCAGAUGAGGCCCAAAGUGGCCUGGGCUUGCUGCCCCAUGCUGAUGGCCAUCCAUCUCGGCCCUACUCCUACCAGAACCCUACCACCAGUUCCGUGGCCAAGAUAUCCCGCAGUGUCUCUGUUGGGGAAAACUUGGGCCUGGUGGCCGAACCUCAAGCCCCCACUCCCAGCCGAGUCUCACCACUCAGCAAGCUGGCCCUGCCAAGCCGGGCUCACCUGGUCCUGGACAUCCCCAAACCGCUGCCGGACCGUCCUACCCUGGCUGCAUUCUCACCUGUAUCCAAGGGCCGGGCCCCUGGUGAGACAGAGCAGCCUGACUCCUCAGCUGGCGUAGGAAAGGCUCCCAGUGCAUCUGAGAGGCGGGCCUGUUUGGGGGAGGCUGCUACUCCCAAGCCCAGGACAGAGUGCCAGGCUCGUUCUGGGCCCAGCAGCCCCCGUGCCCAGCAGCUGCCGGUCAGCAUUCUCCUCCGAGGCCCUGAGAACUUGCAGUCCCCAACCCCUGAGAAGACUCCCAACCCCAUGGAAUGCACCAGACCAGGGGCAGCCCUGAGCCAGGACUCAGAACCCACGGUGAGCCUGCAGGAGUGUGAGCGGCUUGUGGCAGAGCUCCGUGCCAGUGUGCGCCAGGCUGUGCGGCUCUACCACUCGGUGGCCGGCUGCAAGACGCCCUCAGCAGAGCAAAGUCGCAUCACUCAGCUCCUCAGAGACACCUUCUCUUCUGUGCGGCAGGAGCUGGAGGCCCUGGCCGGGGCAGCACUGCCCAGCCCAGGCGGGAGCCCCGGGGCUGUGGGAGCUGAGCAGACGCAGGCCCUGCUGGAGCAGUACUCAGAGCUGUUGCUUCGAGCCGUGGAGCGGCGCAUGGAACGCAAACUCUGAGCUCUGGCAGCCUGUCCCCAGAGAACGCUGCCCCUGCUCUGAACUGUAGCCCCUCGUCCACUCCCCAGACCUGUGGGGAUGCUGCGAUGGUGGCAGGGGUCAGUGCUCAGAGGCAUGGCAGUUCUCCCAGCUGCUCAUGAUGGGGCGCCGUAUUUAUUAAUUUAUUUCCCUGACUGUUGCCUCACCUCCAUGGAACUCCUGCCUCCACAGCCUGCCCAGGGGCUCAUGGCAGGGGUAGAUCUUAGGUCUUUGUCACCUUGGUGCUGUGAGGGCUAGGAGGGCAGCCUGCCCCAUCUGGGACCACCGGGAAGGGCCACCCUCCUCUUCGAAGCCAUUUGAAAUUACUUCAGGGAUCAGCAGACACAGGGUACUCCGUGGGGUAGAGGUGAGAGGCGAUGUGGUAUUCAGUACCUCACCUCUACCUUGCCUUCCCCUCCCACACCAGCUGCACUCCCCUGGCUGCCGGAGCAGGGGUUGUUUUCCCCAACUCCUGGCACUCAGAAAAGCAGAGCCGUCUGGCCCUCCAGGCUGUCCCCAGCCAUCAGGAGACUUGAGUUGGCAUCAGGACCUGAGCCUCCACAUUCCACUCCCAUUCUUCCCUCCAAGAGGGCCCCAGUGUCUCUACCCCUGUGUCCCUCCCCGCUCCCCUUCUCUCCUGGCCGGAACUUGGGGAUCCAGCUGUGGGACAUUGCUGCAGGACAGUAAAGCCCUCUGCUGGGCAAGCCUGAAGGCCUGGCCUCCUUUCCUCAGCCUCUUGGUCUUCCCCCUGGUCCCCAGCGGCCACCUAGCCCCUGCAUCCUGAGUGAUGCUCAAUCAGAAGCCUGUGUUGGAACCUCCCUCAUGGUUUACAGGGCGCCAGCCCACCUUCUGAGUACCUUGGCCACAGAUGAGGUCACACACAUAAACAGAGUUGGGUUUUUGUCGCCUGGGUAUGUGGCUGGCUGAAGUGUGCCUGGCUUCCUCUCACUCCUGCCCCCAGCUUCACCAGCCUGGCUUAAUGUGGAACUCUUGUCAAGGAGCACGAGAAGGAAUGGAACACACUAAACCCUAAUUCUGGAUUUCUGACGUCCACAGCCCAGCUGAUGGGAGAUGGCCAUGGGGCAUCUGGUUCAGGUAGAAAGAGUCUCCUCAAAGAGUGCUAGGUGCCCCUGGAUACUGGAGGUUGAGGGGAGGGAAACGCAGAGGCCAAGAGACACUAGAAAGGUGGUAGAAGGGACAGGUAAGUGGCAGGGGUGAGAGGGUAGAUUAGAAUUAAAAGGGCAGGUGUUAGCGGUAAGGGGGAGGAGAUUGGUUAUAGUAGGUAGGAAGGGUAGGACCAAACAGGCGGUUGUUGAAGAGUUGGGCAAAGCACUCGUGUCUCUGGGCCCUCCUGCUUCCCUCUACCCCCAGGUGAGUCGGGGCACCCUUACCACAGCUGCAGGCCAUUAAAGCUCGUUCCUCCACGUGCUGGCUUCGUUGGCAGAGGCUUAUGAUGAAAUUGGGUUCUGAAGAGUACCCGUCGGUGCCCCAUCAGCCAGCGCGCACUUGAGUAGAUCCCAGCCUGUCCACCCCCACUCUACACCACCACCUGCAUGGCCAAGCCGAAGUGAAACCCAGGCCCCAGGAACUCUUUGCAGCUGCGCACUCACUCCGUGCACCUGCCACAGCCCACCGCAAAUAGGGCUCAGGCUUGACCCUCUGGGCCAUCUGCAGCCGGCCUGUCCAUCGCGAGGAGGGUGUUAACAUUCCUGCUAACGUGCGUGAGAAGGUGGCCGCCUUUCCCUACCCUUUGCCCAGCGUGGCAGGGGUCUGUGGCCGGGCCGGCGCUCAGUCCCCUCCUGCAUGUCUGAGGCCACUGGCAGCCGCCACCCCGUCCAGAUUUGCCCUGCCCCCGUUUUGAAAGCCCCUUUAUUUAUAACUUUUAUACCUUGCCCAGGCCGUGGCGCUUCCUCCCACCCCGGCUGCACGGGGCGGGGGCUGAUUUUAACGUGUCCGUUUGUACUGAUGUAUGAACUUGUCAAUAAACACAGUCAUUUGUUAA